Trichechus manatus latirostris (Florida manatee) is the source of this 6372-nucleotide messenger RNA. It is a transcript of the gene SUV39H2, whose product is annotated as SUV39H2 histone lysine methyltransferase. Bases 144 to 1211 code for a protein of 355 amino acids. The record is from RefSeq and is a predicted model, not a curated record. The transcript is spliced from 6 exons. Gene Ontology annotation, cellular component: nucleus. Gene Ontology annotation, molecular function: zinc ion binding; histone H3K9 methyltransferase activity; protein binding. Lineage: Eukaryota; Metazoa; Chordata; Mammalia; Sirenia; Trichechidae.
GUGUGCCUUGCCUAGUUUCACUUGAUACUCUUCAGGAAUUAUGUAGAAAAGAAAAGCUCACAUGUAAAUCGAUUGGAAUCACCAAAAGGAAUCUAAACAAUUAUGAGGUGGAAUACUUGUGUGACUACAAGGUAGUAAAGGACAUGGAAUAUUAUCUUGUAAAAUGGAAAGGAUGGCCAGAUUCUACAAAUACUUGGGAACCUUUGCAAAAUCUCAAGUGCCCAUUACUACUUCAGCAAUUCUCUAAUGACAAGCAUAAUUUUUUAUCUCAGGUAAAGAAAGGCAAAGCAAUAACUCUUAAAGACAAUAAUAAAGCUUUGAAACCUGCCAUUGCUGAAUACAUUGUAAAGAAGGCUAAACAAAGGAUAGCUCUGCAAAGAUGGCAAGAUGAACUCAACAGAAGAAAGAAUUAUAAAGGAAUGAUAUUUGUUGAAAAUACUGUUGACUUAGAGGGCCCACCUUCGGACUUCUACUACAUUAAUGAAUACAAACCAGCUCCUGGAAUCAGUUUAGUAAAUGAAGUUACCUUUGGUUGUUCAUGCACAGAUUGCUUCUUUGAGAAAUGUUGUCCUGCUGAAGCUGGAGUUCUUUUGGCUUAUAAUAAAAACCAACAAAUUAAAAUCCCACCUGGUACCCCCAUCUAUGAAUGCAACUCAAGGUGUCAAUGUGGACCUGAUUGUCCCAAUAGGGUUGUACAAAAAGGCACACAGUAUUCCCUUUGCAUCUUUCGAACUAGCAAUGGCCGUGGCUGGGGUGUAAAAACACUUGUGAAGAUUAAAAGAAUGAGUUUUGUCAUGGAAUAUGUUGGAGAGGUAAUCACAAGUGAAGAAGCUGAAAGACGGGGCCAGUUAUAUGACAACAAAGGAAUCACGUAUCUCUUCGAUCUAGACUAUGAAUCUGAUGAAUUCACAGUGGAUGCAGCUCGAUAUGGAAAUAUAUCUCAUUUUGUGAAUCACAGUUGUGACCCAAAUCUUCAAGUGUUCAAUGUUUUCAUUGAUAACCUCGAUACUCGUUUUCCUCGAAUUGCAUUAUUUUCCACGAGAACCAUAAAUGCUGGAGAAGAGCUGACUUUUGAUUAUCAAAUGAAAGGUUUGGGAGAUAUAUCUUCAGAUUCUCUUGACCAUAGCCCAGCCAAAAAGAGGAUCAGAACUGUGUGCAAAUGUGGAGCUAUGACUUGCCGAGAUGAAAAAUCUCCAAGAAGCCGUCUCUAAAAGUCCAGAAUACGUAGCCAUUAUACUUUUCUGAAAGGAUGAAGCAGUGGGACCAGGUGGGUGUUGUGGAGUGCUAGUUAGGGGAAAUGGAGCAUUUUAAGGACGCCUCUUAAAACAUGAAUUAGGAUAUCCAUGUUGAGUAUUGGGUACCUCUGGUCUAAACAGUAAAACAAGAUACCCUGGGAACAGCUGUACCUAGUGAUAGCGUUUCACACAAGUACAUUAACAUUACAUCUUCUGUAUUUCAGGCAGUUUUAACAUUUCCUUUCCACAACAUUUAAUUUUUUUAUUUCCUACAGACUUUUCUUAAAAAGUAAUCUGUAUUUUGAACUGAUAACUUGUUUUAUAUAUGAAUUUUUUAGAUGUAACAAAGCUAACUUGAGUUGGCCAGAGUAGGUUUUUUGUGUGCCUGAAUUAUGAGACCAUUUAUUAGUUGAACUACAAAGACUGAAAUGCAAUAUACUAGGUUUUUAUUUUAUUUUCUCUGCAUCGUAAAGCCUCAGUCGGGAAAAAUUACGUUUUCAUCUCUUUCUGAUUCUGGGAUUCCUAAUCAUGGUGUCCAGUAAGAAGAUAAAUGCAGCAAAUAAAUUUAGUUUUCAGUAUUCCCAAUUAAGUUUUGGAAACCCUGGUGGUGUAGUGGUUAAGUGCUGCUGGCGUUCGAAUCUACCAGGUGCUCCUUGGAAACCCUAUGGGGCAGUUCUACUCUGUCCUAUAGGGUCGCUAUGAGUUGCAAUCGACUCAAUGGCAACGGGUUUGGUUUUUUUUGGUUUUAAUUAAGUUUUACCUAAACUCAUUCCGCUAAGCUUUAGUGGCCUAAAUAAGCUUGGGUAAAAUUGAACUGACUUCAAGAAUGUAGCACUUCAAAUAUCUUCUUAAUCCUUAAUCCUUUUUUGGGAGAAACUAUGCUUUUAUUCAUUAUAUUCCAUCACAUGAUUUUGCUCUCAUAAUGUAGAAUAAAUUGACAUGUUUGGAGCCUUAGUAUAUCUACUAACCAAAAUGUGCAGAAUGCCUUAAGGCAAAUAGAUUUUUAAUGCCAUUCCUUAUGAAAAAUUAGUGAUGUAGUGUCAGUGCCAAGAAAGGGUCGCAGACUUACGGUUGCUCCCAGUUGCCACGCUUCAAAUUAUAAUUCUCACAGAUUUAAAGAUGUAAUCUUAACAUCCUUUUUAAAAAGUCAGUGUUUUACUCUCUAGUUAUUUGAUCUUAUCUGAUUUUUAUGUGUUAAAAAAUGUAAAACUGGAGGGCAAAGGAAAAAAGGCUAUUUCCAGUAAACCUGUACUUUUGUCCUUGUUAAUAGAAAUUUAACAGGCCUUUGAGAUCUUAAGUACCUUUGUUACUCUUACGUUGUUAAAGAGCUGAACUUAAGCAGUAACAUAACAAACUAUUUAAACAAAGCUGUUAGGAGCUUUAACUAUUGUAAGUCAACAUUUAGCAUCCUUAGUUUCCUGAAGUUGUCAGAAUUUGUUCUGUCCAAUAUAAAGCAAAUAUUCAAGGGUAAUAUUUAGAUCAAAUUUAAAAUGUAAGUUAAUCCACUGUACAAGUUGUAUCAAUACCAUUGUUUUCAGUAUCUACAUAAAGGGAUUGUGAAACACAGUUGGUAAUCUCAGGGUUUUUUCCCGAUACAUGCAAGAUAUAGACUGCACUUACUUUUCUUAUAGCUGAACACUUUCUCCUUAGCAAAAUAAAUUUAGUUUGGCAUUUGAUGUUCUAUUUAUAUGUUAGCUUUGUUUCUGAAUAUUUGACUGUCAUUUUUUAGUAAGGCUACAAAAAAGGGCAGAAAAAUACUGAUGUAUUACAGACUACUUGCUGAUAAGAUUAACCAAAGGCUUGUCUGCAAGUCCUUUAAAUGUUACUUUCUUUUUAAGAAAGCUUAUCCUUGUCAUUGUUCAUACAUUUGAAAUGUUAAAGUAUAGAAUUUUACAUUUUGUUAGUAUAAUGUGGGUAAAUAUUUCUGAAAAUUUUAAAGCGGCAUUAGUCACCAGGUACUUAAAUAUAUUGUCACUAAGUACUGCCUUGCAUAUGCAAAGGAAUUCUAGAAUUCAGAGCUGACAUUCAUUGAACAAACCUUAGGCCUUUUAUAGGUUGGUGCCAUUGUCCCUAUGUUACACCUAAGGAAACAGACUUAGGCCAGUUAAAUAGCAUUACUAUGCCCAAGAUGAUCCAGCUACUAGACAGUAAUCUGUACCUAAGGCAGUGGUGGUUCAGUGGUACAAUUCUCGCCUUCCAUGCAGGAGACCUGGGUUUGAUUCCCAGUAAGUGCAUUUCAUGUGCAGCUACCACCCGACUGUCACUGGAGGUUUGCUAGGUGACUUGACAGCAGCUAACAGUAACAGGGUAACUAUUUUUAAAACAUUUAAUCUACAACUUUAGCCAAACUUUUUAGAAGUCAAUUUCCACUAUUCGUUUAAACAAACAUCUUAAGUCCUGGGACUCCUCUCUAAGGCAUAUGUGGCUAGCCAUUGGGUUUCUUCACUUUUCCUUUUAUACUUUACAGUUCUUGAAGUAAAAAAUUGAGUAGCCACUACAAUUAAUACUGUUUUUAUACUCUUACUGAGAAGCAUUAUUGCAUAGUAGUUAAGAGCAUACAGUCUGGGGCCAAAUUGCCUGUUUGAAUCCUGGCUUUGUCCGGUACUAGCUGUGUACUUACCUCUCUGUGCCUUAAUCUCCUCAUCUGUAAAAUGGGCAUAAUAAAUGUAACUACCUCAAAGGAUUGUUGUGAGGAUUAAAUGAGUUGAUGUACAGUAGGUAAAAGAACAGUCACAAAGUAAGCACCAUAUAUUAUUACUCUGUACUAUGAAGUACUGCUUUAAAACCUCGGGUGAUCAUUACAUGUUUGUUGGUCAAAGCCUAUUCUGGUGUUCUCAGCCCUUAAAUUAAUUCAGCCAGCAUUUAUUAUAUGCCUAUUAUCAUAUGCCAGACUCACAUAAAACAAUGAAAAUGUGGCAGUAUGUAAUAUUAAAUUGGUAGUGUGAUUAUAAAAUGUUAAGAAUAUAUUCAAAAGAAUGUUUACAGAUUUUUUUGAACAGCAAAGUGAAAAAAAUGAAUCAUAAGCUAUACUGAGACUAAUCUUAAGUGUCAGUAAAUGUAUGCAAAUGGAUAGUUAUAUUUGAUUAAAUGAUUUAUGAUAAUGAAGUAUAACUAAUUUGUAGAGCCAUAAAUAAAAAAUGAAAAUUCUCUGGGUUUCUGUAAUGGCUAGAUACUAAACCAGUUACCUCCAUCCAAUCCCUACUUGUUCCAGUGAUUUUUUUUAUUUACUUUGAAUUUAUGUAAUAACUCUGAGGGGAAAUGGGUAAAACAGAGUGGACAUAACUGUAGUCCUGCCCCAAUCAUACUGAGUUUGUAUUGCCACAUAUUAAAAAAAUAUUUCAUUAUAUAAUCUCACAUCAGCAGCUGAGCUAGAAAAGAGGAGUCUUUAAUGGAGUCUUUAAAGGAGUCUCCUUUAAUGAUGACGUUAGGGUAGUGAAGAAGAAAAAAAAAAAAACCCUCCUUGUACUCUUUCUUACAUUCCUUUUCAUACCGGUCUCUACUUUUGUACGUUAAUAACUUACUGUAGAGUAAUAUAAAUUGUGUGGCUCAGCAUGUUCCUCUAAGAUCAGUCAGAAAUGAGAUGAACCAGGCUCCUCGACCUCACCCUUCCUCUCAGCCCUAUUCCAUAGUAAACACGUCAGUUACUUCCCCUCAUUCCUCUAGUGUAAGUCAAUUUCUUAGCUAAACCUUGAAGCUUGUGUCACUGUCUAGUUUUUACCACCCCACACCCCCCAACCGAAAGAAGCAUCCCCAGACAUAAAUGGACAAGGGCUAUUAUCAUCAAGCGUAAUUUGUCCUGCUUCCAACACUUGUGAAUGGAACAUUCCCAUUCGGAGAAAUGAGAAGGCUGGCUUUUGGGGGUCUUCUUGGCAUUGGUUCCUCUGAAUGCCGAAUUUGUUCUCCUUUCCCACUGACUUAUAAGUCUUUUAAGUCUUAUAAUCCUAGUCUUGUGGGUAUAAUACUUAUUUUUACAUCAUGAUAAUGCAUGUCUCUGUUAGUUUAACUGAUCUACAAAGUAUGCUUUAGUGAUUCCAUUUAAACUUGUUUUAAGUAAAAUAUUUGCUUUUGUUUCCUUUAUUAAAUAUCAGCGUACCAAUGUUUAUGAAUAUCAAUAAAAUUUAUUAAAUCCUCAUACAAAACAAUACAAAAGCAUAACUAACCCACCAUUGAUGGACUUUAGGGAAAUUGAAUGACUUAAAGAACACAUACUUUAGCCAUUUAAUUCUUAAGGAUUUUCUUUUAGGUCCUAAUUAUUCUAAUUUAACCACUGUAUUCACAAGGUUCUUAAGUGAUGUAAUGUCUCUUGAGAUACAUGAGGUGUUGAUUUUUCCGCGUACCCGUCAGUUUACUGAAAUAGAUCCAAAUUAUUCAUUCACUUGUGACUCAGGAUAUGGCCUCCCUUAGCGAAUGUUCCAUAUGCAGUUGAAUAUAUUCUGCUAUUAUUGAGUGGUGGUGGUUCUUAUUAGGUGCUGUCAAGUCGAUUCCGACCUGUAGUGACCCCAUGUGACAGCAGAACUAUCCCGUAGGGUUUUCUUGGCUGUAAUCCUUACGGGAGCAGAUCGCUAGGUCUUUGUCCCUCGGAGUCACUGGGUGGGUCUGAACUGCCAGCCUUUUAGCAGCCGAGCACUUAAUCAUUUGCACCACUAGGACUCCUUUAAUGGGUGGAAUGUUCUAUAAAUGUCAGUGAGAGCCAGCUGGUUGAUGGUGUUGUUCAGUUCUUCUGUAUCUUUGCUGAUUUUCUGUCUGGUGGGAAAGAAAUGCUAGAAAGUCUCUAACUAUAAUUGUGCAUUUAUCUCAUUCUCCUUUCAGUUGCCAGUUUUUGUGUCACGUAUUUUGAAAAACUGUUGUUAGGUGUAUACACAUUUUAGAUUGUUAUGUUUUCUUGGUGAACUGACAUUUUAUUAUUAGGAAAUUUAUCCGACAUUAAUAUAACCACUCUGGCUUCUUUUAAUUCAUGUUUGCAUGGUGUAUCUUUUUCCAUCCUUUUUAUUUUAACCCAGCUAUAUCAUAUCAUAACCUAGCUAUAUCAUGAGUUUCUUACAGAUGGCACAUAGUUGGGGUUUUUUUUUUAUUAUUUCAUUCUGACAAUCUUUCUUCUUUUUCUAAAAUUUUAUUGUGCUUUAGGUGAAAGCUUAUG